AUGAAGGCGUUUGAUUUGUCUUUCGCUGCCAUGCUGACCCAUGAGAUGGACGCAACGUUUCGCCACGAGUGGCGCAUACUUCCGCUCCUGAGUCUGAUCUCUGAUGACGACCUUGCCCGUGACGUCUUCAUCGUGCUACACAUUCCCCUGUGCUGGCUGUUUCUGACUGUGUUCCGCGACAACAAGGCCGCCCGCUCGUUCUUCUGCGUCUUCGCCAUGAUCCAUGUGGGACUCCACUACCUGCUGCGGCACCAUCCAAAGUAUGAGUUCAACAACGCAGUGUCCUGGUCUAUAAUCGUGCUUUCCGGCGUCGCUGGAUUUGCCCAUUUGUUGAUCGAGAGGUCCAGUUCACGCCAGAGCUACGGCAAGCGACCUUGA
Symbiodinium sp. CCMP2592 is the source of this 378-nucleotide messenger RNA. Lineage: Eukaryota; Dinophyceae; Suessiales; Symbiodiniaceae. The record is from the annotation of a GenBank genome assembly.